Molecule: messenger RNA, 1591 nt
Organism: Lotus japonicus
Lineage: Eukaryota; Viridiplantae; Streptophyta; Magnoliopsida; Fabales; Fabaceae
Product: F-box protein SKIP28
Exons: 2
Coding region: 525-1493 (322 amino acids)
Cellular component (GO): cytoplasm
Molecular function (GO): protein binding
Source: RefSeq, a predicted model, not a curated record
UGAUGGCUAAAAAAUUUUGUUCCUGGUAGAAGGAAAUGGUAUGAAAAAGACUUGAAUGUUCAAAUGUCGGACACGUCAGUCCCUAACCUCACCUCCGUUAGUCAAAGUGUCUAUGUGACACGUUAAGGGCCAUGUGGAGUCUCAAUUGUUAUCCUACCUUGUAAUUUAUUACUCUAACCCAAUCUUUCAUCCUUCAAUUUGGUCCAAUCUUUCGGCCUACAAUUUUCAUUACCAAAAUCAAUUCACCUUUAACUUGCUUUUACCACAAUCAAUUUAAUAAAAUCAAUUUUACUCACAAACAAUUUUAACAAUGUAAAUCCAAACAUGUACCAUUGUGUGACACUUGGUGUGUGUUGAAUUAACGUGUGUGUCCCUCCUCAACUCAUAUCCUAUCUCCGACAGUGAUAUUAAUAUCACAGUAUCACAUGACACGUAUACGGAUGCAUCAUCUUCAAUUUUGAGAUCAAAUUCUAAGUAUCAGCUUCUGAUUUUAUGGAAGGCAUGUUUGGAUAAAAUAAUCAAAUAUGGAAGAGUCUUCCAAGGCUUUCUCCUCUCUAAGCAUCACAGUUGAAAAAGGCCAAGCACAAACAGAACAAGAACCUCCUCAUGAAGCCUUGUUUCUUGUCUUAACAUACCUUCCAGUGUACCAGGUUCUAGCCAUGUCUCAGGUUUGCAAAGCACUAAGGGAUGCAGUUAACAAUGAUGUGUUGCCAUGGCUGAAUGUUAUUGUUGAAAGGCCUCUGAGUUCAAGGCUCUCUGAUGAGAUUCUAGUGAAAAUCACUUCCAAGGCCAAUGGAAGGCUCAAAACUCUGGCUUUGAUGAACUGCACCCACAUCACUGACAAGGGGCUCCAAAGGGUCGUUGAACAAAACCCCCUCAUCAACAAGCUGCAUAUACCAGCAUGCACCGGCAUAACCGCUGAAGGAGUUACAAGAGCAGUGCAAACAUUGUGCCAAAGAAGCAACUGCUUAAGCACAUUACGCAUAAACGGCAUCUACAACCUACAGAAGGAGCAUCUAGACAUGCUUGCCAUGAACCUCAGAAAGAACGUUCCAUUAGAGGAGCAGCAAAUGCAGAAGCCUAACUACUAUCAUAAACGCGGAAGCUUUACAGUGUUUAGCCGCGAAGAAAACCAGAGGAUUAUUGAUUUGGAGACAUGUCCCAAGUGCUUUGAGGUGACGAUGGUCUAUGACUGUCCAAAAGUGGAAUGCAUGAAGAGGGAAAAGCCCCAAGUUCAAUGUAGGGGAUGCAAAUUUUGUAUUCCAAGGUGUGAAAACUGUGGUGGAUGUGUUGGAUCUGAAGAAGAGGAAGAAGCUGCAUGUGCAGAUAUCUUGUGCCUUGAAUGUUGGUUGCAGCUUCCCAAGUGUAAUUUCUGUAAUAAACCAUAUUGUAAACAACAUGAAAAUUGGUGGUGCUCUUCCUUAGACCCUAUAUUCCUCUGCAGAGUUUGUGAUGAACAUUCUCAUGGAUAUACAUACACUGAUGUUCUAUAGUGAACUAACUCAUGAUAAGCUUAAACUAUCUGAGUUUCUGUAAGUUGAAUAAAGUUUAUAGAACCAAUGAAAUUGUUGUUGAUGAAAGUAUUUCAACU